AUGGCCUUCCUUUGGAAGGCGAUGGGCCUCUCUGAAUCGGUGCCUGGAUUUCCUUACACACCGAGUAGUGGCAGCAGCAGCAGCAGCACCGCGGCAUCGCCUACCAUCACGUGGACGAUGCGCCCUGGCGUGUGUGAUGAGGAUGGGCGACCCGUCACAAUCUUCUCCGUUAACUUAGCGAAGGCGGACGCUGGCAUGAAGGAUCUCGCGCGACAUGCGAUGAAGCGCGCAAAGAGCUUGCUGCUGCCUGGCCUUUUGCGUUGCUACGGGGCGACAGAGCACCAGGACACCGUCUACAUUGCUACAGAGCCGUGUGAGCAGUUGAGCAGCGCGCUGCAGAAGCAGGCAUCCGGUACCCACGACGAAGAGGAAGGUGAUGAGGAGGAUGCAUUUCUCGAGAGCGUCGCGUUGGGGCUCAAGUCGGUGGGUACUGCACUCGCCGCACUGCAUCGCCACAACUUAGUGCACGGCAAUGUGUCGUGCUGCACGGUGUACGUGCUGCCGGGCGGUGAGUGGCGGCUCUUCGGUCUCGAGCUUGUCAGCACAUUCAAUGAGCGGCAUGGCGUGUACCAGCAGUUCGCCUCACUGCUGCCGGAGUACCGACGUCCGCCGGAGACGCUGCAGGCGAACUACGAGCAGAGCCUGCACGUGAGCAGCACCGAUUCAUGGGGUAUGGCGUGUCUUAUUUAUGAAGUGCUCGGCGUGGCAAAGGGGCAAUCAGUGGCAGCGUGCAAGGGGAGUGAACUGCGUAACUGCCGCUCCCUGCCGCGUACUCUGCAGAGCGGUUUCAUUGGGCUCUGUGCCGCCAACCCAAAGAUGCGUCAUGAUGUGGAGCGUUUCUUAGGUAACAGUGAGUUCAUCGUGGGGAGCGAGUUCGUGCAGUGCAUGCAGGUGCUGGAGGAGUUGUCGCUGAAGGACACCGUGGAGCGGGAGCGCUUCUUUGAUCACCUCAAUGACGUCUUGGACACAUUUCCCAAGAAGGCCUGCAAGUGCCUGGUGCUGCCGAAGCUUCACGCCUCCUUUCAGUUUGGCGUGCUGCCGGGGGUCAUCGACCCCAUUCUGAAAAUCGGCGCACACAUCACCUCAGAGGAGGAGUACGGCACACACGUUGCGCCCCUUAUUCUCAGCCUGUUCGCGUCGCAAGACAGAAUGGUGCGCUAUCGACUCCUGCAGCGGUCAUCCGAGUACGCAGCAUCGCUGCCAGCAAGUGUGGUGAAUGAGAAGUUGUGGCCAUUGUUUUCGUCAGGAUUUAGCAACACGGUGCCUAGCAUUCGAGAGUACAGCGUCCGUGCUCUGGUGCCUUUCGCUAAGAGUCUUAGCGAUAGUAUUUUGCUGAACGAGGUACCUAAAUACAUUGCACAGCUACAGCAGGACAUGGAGGGCGCUAUCCGUACAAAUGCCACUAUAGCCCUUUGCCUCAUGGCCGACAUGAUACCCGCUGAUCAGCGUUCGAAGAUACUCGUCAAUGGGUUUGGUCGCAUGCUCAAGGAUCCGUUCGUCCCCAGCCGCGUCGGUGCCCUACGUUCGCUUCAUACAACGCUGCGGCACUUGACACCACAACACAUUGCAGAGCUCAUGCUCCCCGGCGUGGCGCCGCUAACUGUGGACAGCGUGCAUGAGGUGCGACAGGUAGCGCUGGACGCAAUGCGUGGGGCUAUAGAGAGACUCGACGCACACCACGCAGAGGAAUCCGCGCGGGAGGCGAAAACGGAAACAGCAGGAGAAGGGACAAGUGGGACUACAGGUGCUGUGCCAGACACGAACAGCAAUAAGGCCACCAACUCCAAAUGGGGGUGGCGGUGGGGCUCCAGCACAGAGGAUGCGAAGGCGGGAACAGUGCCACCUCCAGCGGCAGAGACAGUAGAAGCAAAGACAUAUGGUGAAAACGGCGUGAAGGGCUCUUUCGGGCUUCCGCCGACAACGGCGAAGACGACAAUAACAAAAACAAACGACCCUUUCGCCACUUCGGGCUUUGAUGACGAUUGUGGUGAUGAUGACCCGUGGGGAACGGAUGUGGAUGUUGUGCCCGUCACGAGUAGUGCUCCACGUAAACCCUCCAGCCAUCGCGCUGACCCAGGCACCUCCACGGAUUCUGCGACGGGUGGCCGUGCGAUGAAGCUGCGGAAGAAGGGUCUCGGGGCCGCUCGAGUGUUGUAG
This is a messenger RNA of Trypanosoma grayi, 2157 nucleotides long. RefSeq names its product SCY1 family protein kinase. Gene Ontology annotation, biological process: protein phosphorylation. Gene Ontology annotation, molecular function: ATP binding; protein kinase activity. The transcript has a single exon. NCBI's taxonomy places the organism in Eukaryota, Euglenozoa, Kinetoplastea, Trypanosomatida, Trypanosomatidae. The record is from RefSeq and is a predicted model, not a curated record. Bases 1 to 2157 code for a protein of 718 amino acids.